GAGAGAGACCAGAGUCAGACAACAUUCUGCCAGCAAAAAAAAGGCGUUUCCUUAAUAGCAGACAGAGAAGCCGGCGAGAGACGUCCUGCACCGGACAUUAAAACGUAGAUCUAUAGACGCCGUUAUAAAGCCGAUACCUCCAGCAAUCACACUGGAAAGCACAGAGAGUCAAACGGCUGAGGUUGGAUUCGGAAUUGUGUUGAAAUACAUCCUGGGGGGGGGGGGGAGAGAAGAAAAAAAAGCCACAUUGCCUCAAAUUCCCGUUUUCACAAUUUCUAGAAAGGAGCAAAAGCCCAAGCACCAUUCCAGCGGUUCCUGCGACUUGGAUACCCAGCCUCUCACAAGCCGGCCGCAAGCAUGUCAGAGUACAGCUCUCUGCUCAGCGAGCUCUCUGAGAACAUCACCAACGAGGACCUGGAGCAGCUGAAGUCCGCCUGCAAGGAGGACAUCCCCGGAGACCAGAGCGAGAACAUUACAUCCUCCCAGGAGUGGUUCAGCUACCUGGAGAAGGAUGACAAGCUAGCCCCGGAUAACCUCUCCUACAUCGAGCACAUCUUUGAGAUCUCCAGACGUCCUGACCUGUUGACUCGUGUGAUCGAAUACAGGACCACCGUGCUCAAAAUCUCAGACGAUGACGAGAUCGACACCAAACUGACCCGCAUCCCCUCCGCCAAGAAAUAUAAAGAUAUAAUCCGCCAGCCAUCAGAAGAGGAAAUCAUCAAGCUUGCCCCACCACCCAAAAAAGUCUAAGGUUGAAGUUCACAACCCAUCCACCACCUCCCCCCUUAAUCAACACACACACACACACACACACACCUCAUGACCAACCCAACAA
Polyodon spathula (Mississippi paddlefish) is the source of this 835-nucleotide messenger RNA. Its product is annotated as astrocytic phosphoprotein PEA-15-like. The record is from RefSeq and is a predicted model, not a curated record. The transcript has 4 exons. Lineage: Eukaryota; Metazoa; Chordata; Actinopteri; Acipenseriformes; Polyodontidae. Bases 358 to 750 code for a protein of 130 amino acids. Gene Ontology annotation, molecular function: protein binding. Gene Ontology annotation, biological process: MAPK cascade; regulation of apoptotic process.